CCGGGCUGCCGACGCGACUAGUGCCCCGGGGGGUUUCUUCGGGCGCUAGGCCUGUGCGCGCGCCCAGCAGAUGUGUGUGGUGUCUUGCCACGUGGAUGGAGGGAGGCACGGCGACGGAGGAAGUGUUUGCGUGGUCCAUUGCAAUAACUUACAAGCUACAGCUGGAGGAGAUGCAUGCCACGCUGUGCCAGGCGAGAGUGGAUCUGCUGUACGAGGUCCUGCUGGAGGGAGAGGACAUCUACGAUGGGUUGGAUGAUGAGCUCUAUGAGCUGAUUUCUUCUCGACAGCAGGACGCGGGCGAUAAAGAGCCAGCGAUUGCGGUUUUUUAUGAUUGCGUUGAGAUGGUGCAGCGAAUUAAAAACAAGUUCUCUGACCUGUUGGCGAGAAGACACACACGUGACUUGUCAAGCACCGCGAUACAGAUAGCAACGAUACCUCCAGCAUCAUUUACAACAUCACCAACAACAUUGACGUCACCGAUUGUGGCAUUCACGACGACGACAUCAUCAUCUGCAGCAGCGACGUCAUUGAUCACUGCGAGUUCUGUUCAGCAAGGGGGGCUGCUUGAGCAAGCUGGCGAGGUGAGGGGGCAGGAGCCGCAGGACGAGGGGCUGCCCUCCUGUGCCGAAUGUGCGGAUCAGAUAUGUUUCGACGUCAACGCGCUUACAAAUUGUGGGGGCAGGGGCCUUGAGGGGGGGCGGGGCCUGUGCGCCGGGAUUGACGAGUGUGUAUAUAAGGAUGACGCUCAAAACGCUGUGGUCGGCCUUAGUGAUUGUGUCCUCGCUGCUGACGAUAUGGGUGACGGGCGCUGUGGUGAAAACAACAACAACAAUAAGGCUGAUUACAUAGCAUGCAAUGGUCGCGGUGGUGAAAAUAACAACAGCAAUAAGGCUGAUUACAUAGCAUGCAGCAAUAAAAUCUGCGAUAACACCGAUCAGGGGGAAGAUACUGAUAGGGAGGUAAGUGCGAUUAGGUUGCUUCUUUCUUCUCAGUUCUCCUCUCCUGUUCUGCUUUCGUUUCUAUGUGCUGUGCGGCACGACUGGGGUCAGGGGUGAGACGGCUGGGCGAGUGGGAGGUGUGUGGGACUGGGAGAGGGCGUGGGAUUGUGGGGGGAGGGUUGGUGGCGGGAAGGGGUAGGAUAGGUGCUGCUUUCACCUCCCCGGUCAAAACGCGAUUUCGAAUAAUGAGAAUCGGGGGGGAGGUGGUUGAGGGAAGUUGACGGGUUUUCGUUUUUGGUGAUGAUCGAUGCGGAAAUGGCGUUCCCCUCCCACUUAAUAGUAGAUGAUAAGGGUUUGGCGAGGGUGUUUCGAUAGGGAUGAGCAACUGACUGCCUCGUUAAGGGGGUAACUCCGGUUGCUUAUCGGGAUAUUUUGCGCCAUGUGUAGGUGUGAAUUGUUAUGCCUGGCUUUAGACCUCACACGUGGCGCGCUGACAUGAUGGGUGUUAUAUUUGCCCACGUGGAUUGGCAGAGUGUUGGCCACGUGGUGUGCUGAUGACUUGGUAGACGAUAUAAACCUCUAUAAUCUCUCGCUCCGGCUGCCCCUCCCUGUUAUUGGUAGAUCGUAAGGAUGUCGGAGGUUGCGGAGUGUUGGCCACGUGGUGUGCUGAUGACCUGGUAGACGAUAUAAACCUCUAUAAUCUCGCGGAGUGUUGGCCACGUGGUGUGCUGAUGACCUGGCAGACGAUAUAAUCCUCUAUAAUCUCGCGCUCCGACUGCCCCUCCCUGUUAUUGGUAGAUCGCAAGGGUGUCGGAGGGGGAAUCUUGUUCUCAUAAUGAUGAGCAGCAAACCCUCAGCAGCAACGGUAAUCAAUGCUGCUCAUCAACUUAUGUAGCGCUGUGUGUUGGCUGGCCUGUACUGGUUGUGCAUGAUUGCUGUCCGGUCGACACGUGGCUCGCUGAUAUGAUUCCAUAAUUGUCAAGGGACGCUGGACCCGAUUUCCAGCAGGUGUUGCUCCCCACCAAUAGAUGGAGCCUCCCCGGGCAUGCUAGUGGUGUUUUCUCUUAUCAGCAUCACUAGCAUCCAACAGGGCUGCUUUCAAAAAAAAAAAAAAAAAAAAAAAAAAAAAAAAAAAAAAAAAAAAAAAAAAAAAAAAAGAAAAGAAAAGAAAAGGCACGCUGCGACGGACAAUGGGUUUGUUCAGCUGGGGGCUGUGCUCUACUCAGUUGGGCAGGAGGUACAGCUGACGGAAUUUUACUAGAUCGAGUCCUUGCAGCAAUUGCUAACAAGGCGAGAAGUUGGAGUAAUUGAGGGAGUCCUCACCGACUCCUCAGCUGCAAUGUCCAAUGUAUAUAUCGACAUGUUUCAGCAUAGAAUCUAGGGAGUCCUUAUGGAAUUCUAGUGCAUUUGUAAUUUGGUACCAACCAGACUCCAGAUUCAUGAAACUCACAACCUCGGUCACACCUCGGGUGAGGUCUAUCUGAGAGUGCAGGCACCUUCCCAGCGCUCACCAGCCGGGGCGCGGUCUGAAUGUAAACGGCGAGUUGGUGCGUUUUUUUGGUCACGCAUCUCGGGAGAGUCCCUUUUUUUUUGAGAAAACUACGGCGCAGUCAGGGUUUGAGUUUGUAAUUGCACUUGUCAAUGAGGCAAAAGGGCUGGUAAUGCUGAAUGUAUAUGACCUACGUUUUGGGUCCGGUGGGGUCGCGUGUGGGUGUGUUGUAUUCGUGGGAUUGCCUGAAGUGCAAUUACAAACGGUUUUUGUGACUGCGCCGAAGUUACCCCUCUUUUUUAUACUAUGAGAACAACCCGAGGCGGUGCUAGGUGUGC
Chara braunii is the source of this 2765-nucleotide messenger RNA. Lineage: Eukaryota; Viridiplantae; Streptophyta; Charophyceae; Charales; Characeae. The record is from the annotation of a GenBank genome assembly.